This is a messenger RNA of Rhodotorula toruloides NP11, 681 nucleotides long. Its product is annotated as dihydrofolate reductase. Gene Ontology annotation, biological process: glycine biosynthetic process; folic acid metabolic process; tetrahydrofolate biosynthetic process. Lineage: Eukaryota; Fungi; Basidiomycota; Microbotryomycetes; Sporidiobolales; Sporidiobolaceae. Gene Ontology annotation, cellular component: mitochondrion. The transcript is spliced from 3 exons. The coding region runs from base 1 to 681 and encodes 226 amino acids. Gene Ontology annotation, molecular function: NADP binding; dihydrofolate reductase activity. The record is from RefSeq and is a predicted model, not a curated record.
AUGACUGACGCGAUGAAGCCACUCUCGCUCACGCUCAUCGUCGCCGCGACACCUUCGCACGGAAUCGGUCGCAACUCGACGCUGCCAUGGCGGCUGUCGAAGGAAAUGGCGUACUUUGCCAGGAUGACCAAGGGAGAGGGACAGGAGCUGGCGAAUGCGGUCAUCAUGGGCAGGAAGAGCUGGGAGGGCAUUCCCAGCAAGUUCCGCCCAUUGCCCGGUCGGGUCAACGUCGUCGUCAGCAGGCAGCAAGACUUCGACCUCGGCCCUGCUCCCCAUACCCACCUCGCUUCUUCCCUUCCUUCCGCCGUAGACAUCCUCCGCUCGGCAAACUCCCCCCUGAACCGCGCCUUCCUGAUAGGAGGCGCGCAACUCUACAAUGCGACGCUGGACGAAGCCGCGGGACAAGCGGCGUCCUCCUCGUCCAGCUACACCGUCGAUCGCGUCCUCCUCACCCGUCUCUUCACCGAGUACCCCGAUUGCGACACUUUCCUCCACGAUUUCCAGUCCGACACGAGCGCAGAUGGACGACGAGUAUGGCGGCAGGCUUCGCACGACGAGCUGCGGCAAUGGGCGGGCUGGGACGUGCCCGAGGGCAAGCAGACGGAGCAGGACAAGGCUGUCAAAGGCGAGGAGAAGCUUGUUCAGUACGAGUACCAAAUGUGGGUGCGCAUCUCGAUGUGA